UGCAUGGUCACACAAUGUGACAGUCCAGACAUGGCUGGAAACGGGAGGCAGCUCCGUUUGACCGAGCCCCAUCUCCGACUCCAAGCCGCCUCCAAACACUGACAACAACAAGGGAGAACUUUUGCGCACGUUGAACGGGCCUGGGACGGAGCAGACCUGACCACACGCCUGGAGAAGAGUGUGCACGACUGAGUUUGUGUGGCAGCUUUUAGAAAAAGAGUUUGAGGAGUUGUCAGAGAGGCGACAGGUUGCGGGGGUUUGGGAUCAGGGAGGCAGAGAGACAGGGGGUCGUUGCAGCCACAGGAGGUCUACGCGCUCUGAUGAUGGCACCGGUGAUGGCACAAGGAUUUGCUUUUCGUGUUUAAGUAUGACAUCUCCGGUCUGAAGGUGUUAUACAUAUUGUGAACCCUAGUCGAUGGAUUUAUUACCUUUAAUACAAGAAUAUUUUACCUGUACUUUCUCCAUAGGCUAGAAAAUCUUGAAGCAUGGGCGACUGGAGCUUUCUGGGGCGGCUGUUGGAGAACGCUCAGGAGCACUCAACGGUUAUCGGCAAAGUCUGGCUGACUGUCCUCUUCAUCUUCAGAAUCCUGGUGCUGGGGGCCGCGGCUGAAGAGGUCUGGGGCGACGAGCAGUCCGACUUCACCUGCAACACCCAGCAGCCCGGUUGCGAGAACGUCUGUUACGACGAGGCCUUCCCAAUUUCGCACAUCCGCUUCUGGGUGCUGCAGAUCAUCUUCGUGUCCACGCCGACCCUCAUCUACCUGGGCCACGUGCUGCACAUAGUCCGCAUGGAGGAGAAGCGGAAAGAGAAGGAGGAGGAGCUGCGCAAAGCGAACAGGUUCCAAGAGGAGAAAGAACUCCUUUAUAGAAAUGGUGGAGAUGCUGGAGGAGGAGGAGGAGGCGGCGGCAAGAAGGAAAAGCCGCCAAUCAGGGAUGAACACGGCAAAAUCCGCAUCAGAGGCGCACUGCUGCGUACUUAUGUGUUCAACAUUAUUUUCAAGACCCUGUUUGAAGUGGGAUUCAUUUUGGGCCAGUAUUUCCUCUAUGGCUUCCAGCUGAGGCCCCUGUACAAGUGUGCACGUUGGCCCUGCCCCAACACCGUCGACUGCUUCAUAUCGAGGCCCACUGAAAAGACUAUUUUCAUUAUAUUUAUGCUUGUGGUGGCUUGCGUGUCUCUUUUGCUGAAUUUGUUAGAGAUCUAUCACCUUGGAUGGAAGAAAGUAAAACAGGGCAUGACAAACGAGUUUGCCCCUGACCGCGGGUCGCUGCGCUGCGUCAACAUAGCGGAGCCUGAGUGUUUGGCCUCGGGCUCCAGAACUGCCCCAUCCAGCCACAGCUACCCUCCCAACUACACAGAUGUUACGGCGGGCAGCGGGGCGUUCCUGCCACCCAUAGGGCCGACAGCUGUACCCUCGGCAGCAGAGUUCAAGAUGGAUGACCUCCAGCAAAAGGAGUCCCUCCGCCAGCCCUCGCCAUCUUCCCAUUACUACAUCAGCAACAACAACAACCAUAGGCUGGCCACGCAGCAGAACUGGGCCAAUCUGGCCACCGAGCAGCAGACUCGGGAGAUGAAGGCCACCUCCCCUUCCCCAUCCCCCUCUUCCUCCACCAGCACCGACAAUGAGCAGCAGCAGCCGCCCGUCGAUGCUGCGCUUCUCCUUCCCACCAGCAACACCACCAGUAACACCAACAUCACCAACACAACCGCCACUGCCGCCUCCAGCAGCAGCAGCAGCCCAGGCGCCACCUCUACCGCAGGCAGCUGGGGCGGGGGGAAGAGCGAGCAGGAGGAAGGCCACAUCACCAUCACCACGGUGGAGAUGCACGAGCCUCCAGUAAGGGUCAGUACAGACCCUCGGCGGCUCAGUCGGGCCAGCAAGAGCAGCAGCAUCAGGGCCAGGCCGAGCGACCUGGCUGUUUGAAUCUCUUCUUCCACUUUCAUGUCUCUGAACCCUCCCUGACCAACAGCCCUCAUCCCUCGACCGCAGCCGAAAUACAAAGAUUCUCAGACAAAAACACAACAAUCACACACAUGCAUAAGAAAAGAAAAAGAAAAAAAAAAUACACAAAACAAACAGCAAAAGAAGGCGAGGCGACAAGAGACAGGAAAGAAGAAAAGCUAAAAAAUCGUUGAGGUAAAUGUGAAACGACUCGAUCAGCAGCAGCUGUUGAUUUCGUGCAGUCGGUGAGUUGCAGAGUUGUCGAGGAAAGGUUUAUGUUUUUGAACGGCGUUCAUCUAUGCACACAAACUGUGAAGAUGCAGUGAGUCGGAAGGCUCCAUUCAAGCCGAGGACGCUGUCAUGUUAUGCAUCAAAAUGGACUUAGCAUCAUGUUUGGUUUGAGGAGGAAGAUUUCAUGGUGUUUCUCUACUUUUUCUUCUUCUUCGUUGAGCCUGAAGGACGAAUGAUUCCGACUGAAAAGGAUCAUUUGUCCAAACGACGCCUGAAUAUAUUUCCAUUUCAUUUAAUCAGGAGGAAGCACAAGUAGCUGGUGUUGUUCAGUUAGUCGAUGUGUGGCCAGACAGUGUUUGACCUUUAAGCUGCAGCACUUGCAAUCACCUGUUUUUGUUUUUAAUUUGAAUCCUCCGGGAUGAAUUGCGUUUUUUGUAGCUGUGCAUGGCAGCAUCUGUAGUCCUGCAACUCACCGACUCGACACGCCGAAGUCGGCUAGUUUGGUUUCACCCAGAGACGAUGGAAGUAAAAAGAAUCUUCCUAGAGUCCACAUUAUGAAGUAAGAUAAGUAAGGUUGUUGACGGGAUAUGAGUCUAAAUUGCGAUCAAAACGUUCACGACACACUUCACGUGCCUCUUCAUCGGGUUUUAUUCUGAAAAGUGAUAUUUUUUUAAACACUGAAUUGAAUUUUACUCAUAAAUUGCAUAACUGUAGUAGUCAGUUUGUGAUUGCGAAACAGCUGCGAUUAAAAAAUAAAAGACGACAAAGCGACUGGCGUUGUGAGUAUUGAGACGCCGCGGUGCAGUCGACAGGCUUCUACUUUGUUGUGUUCAUCUUGAUUCUUAGAAACCUUUAGAAAAAAAAACUUUAAAUCAGCACUCACAGUCGUCUUGUCUCUGUCGUGUCACUGUGCUGUUUGGUUCAUUCACAUCCCAGGCACUCACUUUUAAAUGAUUCUUUUCUUUUAAACCUUUAUGACAAUAAUUCACUGCAUGUGAAUUCAGCUACAUCUGCAUCGGACACAUCGGGACUUAACAACAGGAUAAAUUAAAGUACCUUAAUGAAACAGUCGUUUUUCAGCAGUUCGUGUGCAGGUUAAUACACUGGAGAAAGAGCAAUGUAGUGGUACCAGCUGUUUUUUUAUUUUUGUUGAAUUUAAUUCAAUUUUCAGGGGGGGUAUAAAAAGGAUGGUACUCUACGGUGUAUCUGUACCCACAAUGUUUCACACUGUUUCUUACGACUUUAAGUGCAAACAGGAACACAGAGAGGAGAAUAUACAGCGACACAACGUGUAGCUGAACGCAGCCUUUUCCAAAUCCAUGUUUCUUGUUUAAAAUGACAAAAAAACAGAAAAAGAAAUCUUUGUUGUUUUUAUUUUAUUUUUUUGAUUCCUAAAGUUUACAUUUUGGUAGUUGAUAAAGAUUUGCACAUUUAGGAAAAGGAAAGAAAAUUGCUGUUCUACGAUGCUAAUAUUGGUAGAAAUAGAGGGAGAGAGAGAGAGAGAGAAAGAGAGAGAGAGAGAGAGAGAGAGAGAGAGAGAGAGAGAG
Molecule: messenger RNA, 3718 nt
Organism: Hippoglossus stenolepis (Pacific halibut)
Lineage: Eukaryota; Metazoa; Chordata; Actinopteri; Pleuronectiformes; Pleuronectidae
Gene: gja3
Product: gap junction protein, alpha 3
Exons: 3
Coding region: 486-1922 (478 amino acids)
Biological process (GO): cell communication
Cellular component (GO): connexin complex
Source: RefSeq, a predicted model, not a curated record